UGUUCCUUAACAGGUUUUCCUUCUCAGAGGAUAAAGUUAUGGCUGAAAUGGGUGAUAGAAACGUAGAUAAAAUAACUGCCAUUCAGCAAGCAAUAGCAUCUUGUUUUGGAGCUAUAAUUGCAUCUUUUUUUGUUGCUCCUCUUGAUGUCAUCAAAAUUUGAUUGCAAGCCCAAAGCAAUCCAUUCUCCAAAGGAAAGUGUUUUGUAUAUUCCAAUGGCCUUAUGGAUCAUAUAUGUAUUUGUGAGAAUGGGGACAGCAAAGCCUGGUAUAAAAAACCUGGGCAUUUCAAAGGGACAUUGGAUGCUUUUGUGAAAAUCAUUCAAAUAGAAGGAAUUAAAUCACUGUGGAGUGGACUUGCCCCAACACUAAUAAUGGCACUUCCUACCACAGUAAUUUAUUUUACAUGCUAUGACCAACUGAGUGAAGCUCUGAAAUCUGGCCUAGGAGAAGAUGAUGACCACGUUCCAGUUCUUGCAGGCUCCAUAAGUAGAUAUGAAUUUGAGGUGACACUUACAAAGCUAGAAACAGGCAUUUGUCUGGUUUUCAGUUGGCUCCGUGACUCUCGUGAGCCCCCUGGAGCUCCUCAGGACACGAGUGCAGUCCCGCCAGUUGUCCUACGAGCAGCUCUACCUGCGCGUGCGCAGCGAGGUGGCCACGGACGGCUGCUGUCGCUGUGGAGAGGCGGGAGCUCUACUGUUCUCAGAGAUGUGCCCUUCUCAGCAAUAUAUUGGUAUAAUUAUGAACGUUUCAAGAUGAUGUGCAAGAAAGUUGGUGCACAUGAAUCAAAAUUCUUUGUUGCUUUUACUUCAGGAGCAGCAUCUGGCUCUAUUGCAGCUGUCAUAACUCUACCAUUUGAUGUAGUGAAAACACAUAGGCAGACUGAACUUUGGGAGAGAGAGACCUUAAAAAUUCCACAGAGGAAUAGUACGUCAGUGUGGGCAGUUCUGAGGAGAACUGUUGCUGAAAAUGGAGUUGCUGGAUUAUUUGCUGGUAUUGUUCCACGACUCAUUAAAGUUGCUCUUGCUUGUGCCAUAAUGAUCAGCACCUAUGAAUAUGGAAAGACUUUCUUUGGUCACUUAAAUGAGAAAAAGAACCAGCACCCUUAA
Tinamus guttatus (white-throated tinamou) is the source of this 1106-nucleotide messenger RNA. The record is from RefSeq and is a predicted model, not a curated record. Lineage: Eukaryota; Metazoa; Chordata; Aves; Tinamiformes; Tinamidae.